Nematostella vectensis (starlet sea anemone) is the source of this 1676-nucleotide messenger RNA. Its product is annotated as transcription factor Jun. The record is from RefSeq and is a predicted model, not a curated record. Bases 114 to 1145 code for a protein of 343 amino acids. NCBI's taxonomy places the organism in Eukaryota, Metazoa, Cnidaria, Anthozoa, Actiniaria, Edwardsiidae. Gene Ontology annotation, molecular function: DNA-binding transcription factor activity, RNA polymerase II-specific; RNA polymerase II cis-regulatory region sequence-specific DNA binding; transcription factor binding. Gene Ontology annotation, biological process: regulation of cell cycle; regulation of transcription by RNA polymerase II; regulation of cell population proliferation. The transcript has a single exon. Gene Ontology annotation, cellular component: transcription regulator complex.
GCAAAUAAAAGUAUGGUAGGAAUACGCUACAUCAUCGUUUCGGCAUAACUACAGCUGAUUUACGCUUACGUUGUAACAACUAAGCAAAACCCAAACGGAAGAGAAAACUGUGAAUGGACGUCCCAUUUUACGAGGACGAAAUUAUGCCAAUAGAUUCUUCAUCUGAAAACACGAUGUACGACAAAACUGCUUUGAAGUUGGAUUUUAGCAACAGUGGCUCAAACAGGAGACAAAAUACGUUGAAUUCAUUCGACAACUCCAUCCUAACUUCGCCAGAUUUAAACUUGCUAAAGUUAGCUUCGCCAGAACUGGAAAAGCUGAUAAUUGCAAACUGUGGUGUUCUUACAACACCGACUCCACAAGGGCUAAAAAAUUCUAACUUGACGGUGACAGAGCAACAAGAAUUAUACGCACGAGGUUUCUUAGAAGCAUUACAGAAGUUACACGAGCAACAGGGCUCUCCGAGCUCUGUAGUGAGCGCGUUUCCACUAAACCAAACAUGUGCUACUACGGAAAUUCAGUCAACAAAACCGAUGAGUACUCAAGCAAAUUUUGUGAAUAUGAGUGCAGCAACAAGAAUGAUCAAUCCUUUGCCAGCCCCAGCGUGUACUCAGGGUAUUACAGCACCGACUUAUACCACGAACAUGCUCACAACAAUUUCAACAGAGGCACUUCCGCUAGAUUCGAUCGCUAAUAACAAUGUCGCCUCGCAGAUAUUCCCGGAGUUUCAAACCCCUGGAAUAAUUAUGAGUAUACAGCAACAGCUCAACACUAACGUUGGAAGCUAUGGUUUUAGCAAUCGCGGGAGAUUUGGAGAAAUAAAGAUGGAGGAGCAAUCGCAAGUCGUCCCUCACACACCACCUCUUCCUCCUAUUGAUUUAGACCUACAGGAAGCGGUGAAAAACGAGCGAAAGAAACUAAGAAACCGGCUUGCUGCCUCCAAAUGCCGUAAGAGGAAGCUGGAGAAAGAAGCAGAACUCGAAGAUAAAGUAAAAGUGCUGAAGGAUAAAAACACCAAACUCGUCUCAGAGGCACAAGAAUUACGGAGAUUGGUAUGUGAACUGAAAGAGCAAGUCAUGAAUCAUGUCAGCGGUGGCUGCCAAGUUUAUCCGAAGGGACUUCCAAGUGUGACUGCUUCAGCAUAAACCUUGAAGAACUUUAUUGGAAAUUGAUAUUUAUUUAAGCAAAAUAGGAUGGAAAAAUAUACUAUACCGACGUAUUUGUUACGCCAAGCGAACAUUUCGCUCGACCAGACACAAGAAUAUAGCAACAGGUGAUAUCAAUGCUAUUUCAAUAGCUUGCCACAGUGCAGUAUUUAAAAACCCUCAAGAAAAUGAGAAACAGUUAUGAACUCUGUGAUUAUAAAUACUAGUCUACUCGAUCUAACAUUGCAUUGUGAAAUAAUUUUAUUGACACUAUAAAACCUUGUAUUAAGAUGAAUAUAUUGAUAGGUAUAUUUCUAAGAAAGAAUAUUUGGUAUUUAUCUUAAAGAAAAGAACUUAGAUUUAUUUAUUCAAGAAAAAAGAAUUGAGAUGUAUAAUAAAUAGGCUUAAAUGAUAUUGUAAGCCUUGGUAGAAUGACCAAUAGAUUCAACGAAGUAAGUUGUAAAAAAGCUUUGUUUUUCAAAGUUACACAGGGAACUUUCUUCUCUUAUAUUAAAACACGUAGAACGCAUA